GGAUCAGUCAGAGAUGGCGUCUCUUCUGCAGCCUGACAGGGUCCUUUACCUAGUUCACGGAGAGAAAAAGAUCCGUUCUCCGUUGUCUACGCUUUAUUUUUGCCGGUAUUGCAGUGAAUUACGUUCCUUAGAAUGUGUGUCUCACGAGGUAAGCGACCCAAAUGUCAACACUACUGUGGCUAGCUAUUGCUAUCGUAGAGAUAUCUAGCUAGCUCCGCAGCGUUAGCGGUUUGGGAGAGUUUGGUCAACCUAGUCCAGCCCCCCCCCCCCGUACAAUAUUUUAUUUAUUUAUUAUUUGUCAUACCGCACGCCAAUCAAUAUUUAUUCAACAACUCUGUCGUCUGAUUGGCCGUAGCCGUCUUUACUUCCGUCCUACUUUCAUAAUUGAGUACGUUUUAUCUAGCUACUUUCAUAAUUGUGUACGUUUUAUCUAGCGACCUAAGUUAACUGUUAGCAAUCAAGCGAGACAGCUUGCCAAACAACAUAAUCAUACAGUGUUUAUUUGGUCGGUGUUCACUAUGAGUUUCUUUUACUCCUAUUAACAGUGACACAAAUUCCCACUGGAAAUACAACUAAAACCCAACAACCGUUUGAAAAACGUUUUUAAUUGUUAGUUUCACAGCCUCCUAGUUAACUAGUCUGCUGUUAGCUGGCUAACGUACGCUAUUCAUCACCACACCCAGACAGAGCGACCACAGUGCGGUCUCAGAUCUAACAAACAGCUUUUUGAGUUUUUUUAUUUUAUUCUUGUGAAACAUCUUAUUUAGGUAUCUAGCUUUUUGUAGCUAUUUAGUUAUAAUCUAUUUUCACACAUGCCACGUCAGACAGCUUCGAUUCUGAACUUACACAGCCACACAACGGACAGUGACCCUCGCCCACAGAAACUCACACUUUUAUUACUGAAGCUGAACCGGUAUCUGUGAGGUCUCUAACGCACAGAUACCGGUUCAUGCUGAAUCAUAAUGACUAUUUGUGCAGUUAUAACUACUAGCUAGCUACGAGGGAUAGCUAUGCACAUUCAUGUAUUCCCACUAACAUAGAUUGUUGAAUGCCGCCUCUGUUUGGUUUCCAGGUGGACUCGCAUUACUGUCCAAGCUGCCUGGAGAAUAUGCCUUCAGCAGAGGCAAAGCUGAAGAAGAACAGGUGAGAAACAUUUUCAACUGAGAAUCAGCAUAGACCUGUUAUAUACGGUCUAUGGCAUAGACCUAUACCUUACUGUGUAGCCAUUGACAAUGUUCACUGCAUGACUUCUCACUGCAUCCAGCCUACAUUUCCCAGCUAUCUGUUUUGUUCUAGGAAGAGGAUAUUCAACCAGCUGAAAGAAAACUUCAGGUUAGGCAUAGAGAUUAAGUUUAGGGUUAAGGUUAGGUUUGAAGUUGCCAGGGAUUAAUAUCCUGAUAUGUAACUAUAGAUUUUUCCCCCAUCACUAUUCUAUAUGUAAUUCUAUGGUGUCUACGGUUAUAUUAAGGUUAGGUGUAGCCUAGUUUACGUGAGGUCAGGGUUAAGGAAAGCCAUAAAAGCUAGCAUUGGGUCAGAGUACUGCGAUUUAUUUCUUCCGGUUGAAUACAAACUACCUUUGUUCUAACUAGCUAUACCUCCUUCCUCUGCGUGCCCCAGGUGUGCCAACUGCUUCGACUGCCCAUGCUGCAUGCACACUCUGUCCACCCGGGCAACCAACAUCCCAGCCCCUCUUCCUGACGACCCCAGCAAGACGACCAUGAAGAAGGCCUACUACCUGGCCUGUGGCUUCUGUCGCUGGACAUCCAGAGACGUGGGCAUGGCUGACAAGUCUGUGGGUGAGUGCCAGGCCUACCUCACUGUUGAUGAUGAGGGGGGCCGAUAUUGGACUGUUGACUAUUUACUUUUUAUAUUGGGCCAAUGUUAGGCGUGGGGGCCAACUAUUCCGUGGCUGGGUGAGUGUGAGAAGUGGCUUCAACCAAAUCAAAUAGCAAACCUUGCUAGUGAUCAUAGUUACUAAGCUACUGAAGGAAGUGCCCCCCUGCACGGGUGACGAGGGGGAGAUAUUGAACUGACAAUUGAUAAUAGGCCAUGUUAGAAUGGUUCAAAUGCAGAACGAAUUCAUAUCUUGUAUGUAUGGAGCUUUGCUUGGAAUUGUUACUCUGAAUAGAGAUCUGUCCCAUAUCAUGUAGACGUGUGCACUAGUAGCCUACCUGUCUGUUGUGUGAUUUGACUUGUUGGGUGUUUUCUGGACGACUGUUGAAGUUCUUUCUUUUUGGGUCUUCACUUCAGCCAGUGGAGGAUGGCAGGAGCCUGAGAACCCUCAUACUCAACGGGUAUGUUGCCUUCCUUUUGGUUUGAUCUUCAAUUCAGCUAGACAAACCCCAGGCUGUAGAAUGCUGUGACGCUGGAAGUUGCAUAGAGUCUAUUGUAAUUGAUGCUGUAUCACAAAAAAAAAAAAAAAGCACGGCGUGAUCAACCACAAACAGCACACUCCUGAUACAGGCUCCAGGCCUACAUGUUGGCUUUGACCUGGCUUUCUACUAUUUGGGUUCCUGCUGUUAACUUACAUGGUAUGCUGAUGAUAAAUCCUCUAUACAUGGUUCUCUGGCCUACAAUUUCCCCUUUCUGUAAGAAUAAUAGCACUGCAUGGGGCUAUCCUAUGACAUUCAGACUCAUGGUAUGUGCAUUCUUCCUCCAGAUACUCAUGGUAUUGUUGGGUAUUUUCUUCCAGAUCAAUAAACUGAUAGAGUAUUACCAGCAGCUGGCCCAGCGAGAGAAACUGGACAGGGACAGGAAGAAGCUGGCCAGGAGACGACCCUACAUGCCGCUGGCCUUCUCGGUAUACACACACACACACACACACACACACACACACACACUCCGGCAGAUAACAUGCUAAGCCUUUGCACUUAUCUCUGGAACACGUUAACCUGCCUCAAUAACCACAGGCCAGCUCCCACCUUUUAUAAUGAGAAACAUCAUGCUUUUCAUCUUUUCUUUGUUGUGAUGUUUACUGCUGUGUUAUUAACCUGCUGGUGGUGGGAUCUGAAAUUUUAACAAGGGAACUAUUUCUGAAUAGCGUACAUUUUGUACUGUAAUAUGUUGUUCUAGUAUGGUGACAUUGAUUUGAAAUGCAUGUGUAGUUCGUGUGUACGGACAGAAGCACUGGUUUAGAUUAGAACCUGUGUCAUACUGAAACAUUGAUUUCAGACCCUGUGAUUGGUGAAGAGUCACUAUAAGUUAGCUGCUAGCUGUGUGCUAGCUAGCUAUAUACUAGCCACUGCAACUAAAGAGUCUUCAUCUCUACCACUGAUGCUUUUCUGUUGCAUGUCACCAGUUACCUGCCACUAAAUGUUUGCUUCACUGCUUUGGUUUCACUUGACACUGUUUUGUCUUCUUUUCCUGAAAUGUUGCUUUUUAACCCCUCCCUCCCCAGCAACACACUAUUCAUGUGGUGGUGAGUUGUACAACUUUGAUAGUCAAACACUGUUCUCUCUCUCUCUCUCUCUCUCUCUCUCUCUCUCUCUCUCUCUCUCUCUCUCUCUCUCUCUCUCUCUCUCUCUCUCUCUCUCUCUCAUUCUCCGUAUCUCUCUCUCUCUCUAGUUCUCCGUAUCUCUCUCUCUCUCUAGUUCUCCGUAUAUCUCUCUCUCUCUCUAGUUCUCCGUAUAUCUCUCUCUCUCUCUAGUUCUCCGUAUCUCUCUCUCUCUAGUUCUCCGUAUCUAAUCUGUAACUGAGUGACCUCCCUGAUCACAUGAAUGUCUCCUCAGGCGAAAGAUAUUACCAACAGCACAAUAGGAUACUUUAUGUUGACUGGGAGGAGAGAAGCAAUCAGAUGCAUUCUAUUGCAAUGUACAGUUAAUGCUGGUUUAGCCUGUAGUAUAGUAAAGGGUAGCAACUCCCUUCUCCCACUACUAACAUAAAGGUUUCUGUUUGUGUCGUUGUUCAAACCAAAUUCUUUCUCUAGAUUUGGUUUAUGUCUUUGGUUUCGAUCACAAUUUUGUUUUAGGCAUUUAUGCUAGUAACGAUUUCCUAAUUGGAUUUUUGAAAAUGUGUUAUUUGAUAAAUGCUUCCCCAUCCCAGAGUACAGGGAAAAACAUAAACAUGUAUCAGUCAUCAAUAGAAAUGCCAGUGGUGUUCCUCUCCCAUAAGUCUACCACGUGGUGUCUGCCUGUGAGUUAGCUGACGUUGUGUUGCUCUGCCGUAAGUCUACCACGUGGUGUCUGCCUGUGAGUUAGCUGACGUUGUGUUGCUCUGCCGUAUAAAGGAGAAGUAUGGUCUGGGUACCAGACUACAGCGACAGAGGCCUGGAGCUCCUAUCGCCAGUCUGGCCGGUCUUUCGUGAGUAUUACAUGACAUUCCAAGAACGUUAUUGUCCGUAAAGUACGAGUAUCACAUCCUCUCGUGUAAUACUGUACUGUACCAUUCCUUUACUGUACAUUUACAUAACAAAUCAUGUUGUUCAUGUUAGCACAUCACAAAUAGCCUAUACAAGGGCUGAGUCCCAAAUGGCACCCAAUUCCCUAUGUAGUGCACUACUUUUGUAUAGGCUAUUUGGUCAAAAGUAGUGCACUGAAUAGGGUGCAGUUUGGGAAUAAAGCCAUGGAGAUGUGUUAGAGUUCAUAAAUACAACUGUCCCUGUCUCCUAUAAUGACCUUCACUGUGUCUGUCCCUGUCUCCUAUAAUGACCUUCACUGUGUCUGUCCCUGUCUCCUAUAAUGGCUUUAAAUGUGUCUGUCCCUGUCUCCUAUAAUGGCUUUAAAUGUGUCUGUCCCUGUCUCCUAUAAUGACCUUCACUGUGUCUGUCCCUGUCUCCUAUAAUGACUUUCACCGUGUCUGUCCCUGUCUCCUAUAAUGACCUUCACUGUGUCUGUCCCUGUCUCCUAUAAUGACCUUCACUGUGUCUGUCCCUGUCUCCUAUAAUGACCUUCACUGUGUCUGUCCCUGUCUCCUAUAAUGACCUUCACUGUGUCUGUCCCUGUCUCCUAUAAUGACCUUCACUGUGUCUGUCCCUGUCUCCUAUAAUGACCUUCACUGUGUCUGUCCCUGUCUCCUAUAAUGACCUUCACUGUGUCUGUCCCUGUCUCCUAUAAUGACUUUCACCGUGUCUGUCCCUGUCUCCUAUAAUGACCUUCACUGUGUCUGUCCCUGUCUCCUAUAAUGACUUUCACUGUGUCUGUCCCUGUCUCCUAUAAUGACUUUCACCGUGUCUGUCCCUGUCUCCUAUAAUGACCUUCACUGUGUCUGUCCCUGUCUCCUAUACUGACCUUCACCGUGUCUGUCCCUGUCUCCUAUAAUGACCUUCACUGUGUCUGUCCCUGUCUCCUAUAAUGACCUUCACCGUGUCUGUCCCUGUCUCCUAUAAUGACCUUCACCGUGUCUGUCCCUGUCUCCUAUAAUGACCUUCACCGUGUCUGUCACUGUCUCCUAUAAUGACCUUCACUGUGUCUGUCCCUGUUCCAGUCUGAAGGAAGGUGAAGACCAGAAGGAGAUGAAGAUAGAGCCAGCCCAAGCCUUAGACGAGGUGGAGCCACUGCCUGAAGACUGCUACACCAGACCUAUCAACCUACCAGAGGGUAAGAGAUAACCACCCCUAAGCCUAAACCUAAACCUAAACCCUGUCCUUGAACACUAUAGAGGGUAACAAUGGUCACUACUUUACAAACUAGAAUCCUUAAUUGAAACCAUAAAAAAAGCGUUUCGCUAAAAAGCUGAGGGAUUGGGGCUGGAGAAAUGCAACCACUCUCAAAUUAAUAGACAUAGCUAUGGGAUGCCAGUACUGACCAUCCAUGUUAUCAAGAUUAUAGUUUGAACCAUGUUUUGAGGCUAUACAGUGUCUGUUUACAUUUUAUAUAGUUGAAAAACAUUGGAGUAAAACAAGCUUAUAUUUUGGUUUCUGAUAGGGUUAACUCCCUGUGUUGCCUGGUUGACCAUGUUGUGUUAACCUCCCUGUGUUGCCUGGUUGACCAUGUUGUGUUAACCUCCCUGUGUUGCCUGGUUGACCAUGUUGUGUUAACCUCCCUGUGUUGCCUGGUUGACCAUGUUGUGUUAACCUCCCUGUGUGGCCUGGUUGACCAUGUUUUAACCUCCCCUGUGUGCCUGGUUGACCAUGUUGUGUAACCUCCUGUGUUGCCUGGUUGACCAUGUUGUGUUAACCUCCCUGUGUGGCCUGGUUGACCAUGUUGUGUUAACCUCCCUGUGUUGCCUGGUUGACCAUGUUGUGUUAACCUCCCCGGUGUUGCCUAGGUUGACCAUGUUGUGUUAACCUCCCUGUGUGGCCCUGGUUGACCAUGUUGUGUUAACCUCCCUGUGUUGCCUGGUUGACCAUGUUGUGUUAACCUCCCUGUGUGGCCUGGUUGACCAUGUUGUGUUAACCUCCCUGUGUGGCCUGGUUGACCAUGUUGUGUUAACCUCCCUGUGUUGUCUAGUUGACCAUGUUGUGUUAACCUCCCUGUGUUUGUCCUAGUUGACCAUGUUGUGUUAACCUCCCUGUGUGGCCUGGUUGACCAUGUUGUGUUAACCUCCCUGUGUUGCCUGGUUGACCAUGUUGUGUUAACCUCCCUGUGUUGUCUGGUUGACCAUGUUGUGUUAACCUCCCUGUGUUGCCUGGUUGACCAUGUUGUGUUAACCUCCCUGUGUUGCCUGGUUGACCAUGUUGUGUUAACCUCCCUGUGUGGCCUGGUUGACCAUGUUGUGUUAACCUCCCUGUGUUGCCUGGUUGACCAUGUUGUGUUAACCUCCCUGUGUUGCCUGGUUGACCAUGUUGUGUUAACCUCCCUGUGUGGCCUGGUUGACCAUGUUGUGUUAACCUCCCUGUGUUGCCUGGUUGACCAUGUUGUGUUAACCUCCCUGUGUGGCCUGGUUGACCAUGUUGUGUUAACCUCCCUGUGUUGUCUAGUUGACCAUGUUGUGUUAACCUCCCUGUGUUGUCUAGUUGACCAUGUUGUGUUAACCUCCCUGUGUGGCCUGGUUGACCAUGUUGUGUUAACCUCCCUGUGUGGCCUGGUUGACCAUGUUGUGUUAACCUCCCUGUGUUGCCUGGUUGACCAUGUUGUGUUAACCUCCCUGUUUUGCCUGGUUGACCAUGUUGUGUUAACCUCAUGGUCUGUGUUGUGUUAACCUCAUGGUCUGUGUUGUGUUAACCUCAUGGUCUGUGGUGUUGUUAACCUCAUGGUCUGUGUUGUGUUAACCUCAGUGGUCUGUGUUGUGUUAACCUCAUGGUCUGUGUUGUGUGUUAAACCUCGGGUCGGUGUUGUGUUAAACCCAGGGUCUGGCUGAUGUGUGUUAACCUCAUGGUCUGUGUUGUGUUAACUCAUGGUCUGUGUUGUGGUGUUAACCUCAUGGUCUGUGUUGUGUGUUAACCUCAUGGUCUGUGUUGUGUGUUAACCUCAUGGUCUGUGUUGUGUGUUAACCUCAUGGUCUGUGUUAACCUCAUGGUCUGUGUUGUGUGUUAACCUCAUGGUCUGUGUGUGUGUUAACUCAUGGUCUGUGUGUGUGUUAACCUCUGGUCUGUGCUGUGUGUGUUAACCUCGUGGUCUGUGUUGUGUGUUAACCUCGUGGUCUGUGUUGUGUGUUAACCUCGUGGUCUGUGUUGUGUGUUAACCUCAGGGUCUGUGUUGUGUGUUAACCUCAGGGUCUGUGUUGUGUGUUAACCUCAGGGUCUGUGCUGUGUGUUAACCUCAGGGUCUGUGCUGUGUGUUAACCUCAUGGUCUGUGCUGUGUGUUAACCUCAUGGUCUGUGCUGUGUGUUAACCUCAGGGUCUGUGUUGUGUGUUAACCUCAGGGUCUGUGUUGUGUGUUAACCUCAGGGUCUGUGCUGUGUGUUAACCUCAUGGUCUGUGUUGUGUUAACCUCAUGGUCUGUGUUGUGUGUUAUAGUGACCACCUUGCGUCAGCGGCUGCUGCAGCCUGACAGCCAGCCUGCCGGAGCCUCUCAGCUCCACCCCAAACACAAACACCUGCUGAUCAAGCGCUCUCUGCGAUGCAGGGUCUGUACAUGGCACAGUUCUUCACACUACCCUUCUCAGAAAGGGCAUUUUACUACUAUUUUAUUGUUAUCUUUUGCUGGCAAUUUAUCUUUGAUUACUCAUGGUAGAAAUGUUGCUUUUCUUCUUAGAAAUGUGAGCACAAUCUGAGCAAGCCAGAAUUUAACCCAACCUCAAUAAAGUUCAAAAUCCAGCUGGUGGCUGUGUAAGUAUUGCUUAGAAUCUCCUCUGUACCGGACAAAUUCACCUUGUUUUCUGCUCUGAUUGUUGGUAUUGUUGUAUUAUUUCUCAGUAAAGUGAUGUAAUUUUCAAUCCUAAAGGAGUUACAUCCCUGAAGUCAGAAUCAUGUCCAUUCCAAACCUGCGCCUCCAAAAGGCAAGUCAAUUAUUCAAGUAUCGGAACAGGCCCCAAAACAUGUUUGAAGACAUCCUGUGUCACAUGUUGUCUGUAGGGGAACAGAAUGACUUACAGUAUGAGUGGUAUCAUGUUGUAUGUAGAGGAACAGAAUGACUUACAGUAUGAGUGGUAUCAUGUUGUCUAUAGGGGAACAGAAUGACUUACAGUAUGA
Molecule: messenger RNA, 8510 nt
Organism: Coregonus sp. 'balchen'
Lineage: Eukaryota; Metazoa; Chordata; Actinopteri; Salmoniformes; Salmonidae
Source: the annotation of a GenBank genome assembly